AUGCUUGCUUGCCGCUGGGGGCCCCCGGGGGGCCCCCCCUUAAGGCGCAUUGGGGGCCCCCCCAGGGGGCCCCAAGUGCAUGCAGGGGCCCCUUGGCUUUGCUGCAGCUCAUCGAGAGCAUUCUCCACCCACCAGCAGCAGCAGCAGCAACAACAGCAGCAGCAGCAACAGCAGCAGCAGCAGCAACAGCAACAGCAGCAGCAGCGGCAGCAGCAGCCAGUGUUUGGGCGGCGGCGUCUGUCUAUUAGAGACAUUCGAAGCGUUCCUUUACCGCCUCCCCAAUUCAUUUCUUCCUUUUGCAAAAAGGGGGGCCCCCCGGGGGCCCCCCCAGGGGCCUCCCCGGGGGCCCCCCUGGGGGCCCCCCAAGAAGACCCCAGAGAGGCCCCCCCGAGACCCUUUCAGGGGGCCCUUCCUUCUAGUUGGAGUGAAGUGCUGGCUGGGGGCCUCCCAGGAGCCCAGGGUACAGAAAAAGGCCCCAGGGCCCACGGGGGCCCCGGGGGCCCCGGGGGCCCCUGGGGCCCCGGGAGCCCCGGGGGGCCCUGGGGCCCCGGGGACCGCUGUGGGGGGGAAAUGUUUGCAAAGAAAGUGGGGGCCCCCGGGGGCCCCCACUUGGAGUUGCAUUUGAGCUCUGUGGGGUUUGUGGAGGAGCGGGAGUGGGGUUUGGACGAGGUGUACAUACACCCGGCGCUUGCGGGGGCAGUCGAGGGUUUAGGGUUUAGGGUUUUGAAACCCUCGGAGGCGAGCGCCUUCUUUAUGGUUUCGAGGGGCAGGGAUUUGCUGCUGCUGCAGCAGCACAAAAGGGAAAAGACUCUUGCUGCGCUGCUGCCCAUUUUGAACAGGCUUUACCUCGCCCACGACCUGCUGCAGCACAUGCAGCAGCAGCAGCAGCAGCAGCAGGCGGCGAGGGCCUGGGACGCCCGCGGGGAGCUGCUGCAGCAGCUGGACCCUUUGGGGCGAAUUGCUGUGCAGUGCCUCUCUGACGUGGGCAGGGACUACCAGCAGCAGCAGCAGCAGCAGCAGGACGAGCAGCAGCAGCAGCAGCAGCAGCAAGAGCAGCAGCCGCAGCGUCUAGAAGAUGUGCCCCCAGAGGAAUGGGGGAAGCUGGGAAGCAGCUGGCAGCGGCUGCUGCUCAAGGACCCCAGCAGGGUCCAAGUCCUAGCAGCAAACAAGGCUCUGCAGCUGCAGCAGCAGCAGCAGCAGCAGAAACAGGGACAGCAGCAGCAGCAAAAACAGCAGCAGCAGCAACAGCUCGAUAUUGUCAGGGUUCCAACAAUGUAUGGAUCACGCAUCCGGUAG
Eimeria tenella is the source of this 1296-nucleotide messenger RNA. RefSeq lists its product as uncharacterized. The record is from RefSeq and is a predicted model, not a curated record. NCBI's taxonomy places the organism in Eukaryota, Apicomplexa, Conoidasida, Eucoccidiorida, Eimeriidae. The transcript has 2 exons. The coding region runs from base 1 to 1296 and encodes 431 amino acids. Gene Ontology annotation, biological process: positive regulation of gene expression.